AGAGGAACGUGAGGUUCAUAGUGUGCAUGUGAUGCAGAUAAGAGCAUGGCUCGACACAAUCGUGUUGACAUUAGGCAGUUAUGUGGUAUGAAAGUGUUCGAGGUCAACGAAGAUUGUCGCAAAGAUCUUGCGCGUAGAAACAAACACAUCGACUAAUUUUCCUGUUACGAUGACAAAAUGAAAUUCCAUCUCCGUGUCGGAAUAUUAAUAAACAUUAUAGUAUUUGCGUGUUUCAUGCUUUGGUGGAAGUCAUCACCUGCAGACACUUCUCUUACGAGUAUCUUUUCAUGCGACCCUUACUUGAAAACACGUGUUGGAGGAAAAGGAUCAGGAAAGAACCAUAGGAGACAUGACAUAGAAGGAACAGUUGAAGAAUUCUUUAAUGCAAUGCCAAUGCUUGGAGAUGAUCCAUUCGUUGAUAGAGUAUUGAAUACAAGCUCACAUUUUUGCAACGGGAAUUUCGUCGGCUACGCUGGUCUGUUUGCAAAACUACUAAAUGUGGUCGUUGAUAUUUCUUACGGCACAGGGCGGAAAGGGGGCGAGCAUCUAUCUGAGGUGUUACACCAACCAGAGACUAAAGAGUUUUAUACGUAUAAGACUGGAUUUUUUCAGUUACCCUGUAGUGAAAGGGUACAGUACCCAUUUAUGGGUGACAGUCAGCAUUUAAACGCAUGGAUGGGAAAUGGAUUACAAACUAAUUUGAAUACAUUUUCAUCAGCGUCCAUAAAACAUUCCGAUUUUGCGAUAGCUAUUACAAGGUACGAAUAUGUUAAUUUUUACCACACGAUGACUGACUUCUACAAUGUGUUUCUAAUGUUGAAGUUGUUUCAAAUCCAACCGGGAGACGCCACGAUACUCUGGAUCGACGGUCACCCGAAAGGUGGUCUUGAUGCAACGUGGCGAACUCUGUUUGGUAAGGUAUAUCGAGUAAGCAAAUUGAAAAAAACAGUCCAGUUUAAAAACAUGGUCUGGAGCAUUGUUGGUUACGAAAGUCCACUAGACAAUCAUCGGCUACCUUCUGUGCCAUACCUCGAAGAGUUUAGACAAUUCUUUUUGUCUCAGCACAGGAUAAGUUUAAAGUACGAAUCAAAUUGUGAUAAGUUAAACAUUCUUAUUAUCUGGCGACACAAUUAUGUCGCUCAUCCUCGCAAUCCAACCGGAAGCGUAUCAAGAAAGAUAAAAAAUGAGGACGAAUUGUUGAAAAAAAUAAGCGAAAGCUUUCCAACUCACAACGUGAAAGGCAUCCAGAUAGACGCGUUGCCCAUGCAGAAACAGCUUGAAAUCAUUGCACGGACAGACAUUCUUAUCGGCAUGCACGGGGCUGGGUUAAGCCACACUCUAUUCUUGCCAAGGCACAGUGGCCUUGUUGAAAUGUUUCCCGCGUAUUAUACCUAAAAAAAUCGCCAUUUUAGAGCGAUGGCUUGUUGGAGGAACUUAUUGUACAGUUCAUGGGAAAAUAAAGAUUACCUACGAGAGUUUUUUAAUAAAAGCACUAAUGUAGACCAAAACGAAGUAGCAAAGCAGGUAUUGAAAAUU
This is a messenger RNA of Dreissena polymorpha, 1536 nucleotides long. RefSeq lists its product as uncharacterized. The coding region runs from base 178 to 1395 and encodes 405 amino acids. The record is from RefSeq and is a predicted model, not a curated record. Lineage: Eukaryota; Metazoa; Mollusca; Bivalvia; Myida; Dreissenidae. Gene Ontology annotation, cellular component: endoplasmic reticulum lumen. Gene Ontology annotation, molecular function: protein N-acetylglucosaminyltransferase activity. The transcript is spliced from 2 exons.